AUGGUAUCAAACCGAAAGAUACGCGUGCUUGCCCUCGCGGUUGGCAUAACGCUUCUCACAACCAUUCUAUUAUUGACUCGUGAAUCUAGACACAAAAAUGUCCUGGUAGCAAAGCAGGCAGCUGGAAGUACGCUCUUGGAGUCUGCCAACAACGCUCAAGUGGAUGCCGCAAUAAACGAAGAGAUUUCUAAAACAAAAGGCAAAGAGGAUGCCGAGAAUAAUGGAGAAAUAGAGCAGGAGACGCUUGAAGACGAUUCAACUACCGAGGAAUACGAUCCCGCCAAACAAUAUAGGGAGAUCAGAGCCUUAGCACCCAUGACGAUAUUUUCCAAAUCAUACUGUCCAUUCUCCAAGAGGUUGAAGCAGCUCUUGCUGGACAGCUACAAUAUUGUUCCUCCACCAACUAUCGUUGAGCUCGACAAAUCGAAGCACGGCAAAGAGCUUCAGGCCUAUCUAGGCGAAAUCACUGGCAGGAAGACCGUUCCAAAUGUUCUUGUGGGAGCAUCCAAUCCACAAAGCCGAGGAGGCGCCGACGACUUCAUCGAUUUGCAUAACAAGGGAGAGUUAGAGGCCUCGUUGAACAUAUGGGGAGAAAAAGAGCUACUGGUGACGAAGAAGGAAACACCAUCAAACGUAUAA
Molecule: messenger RNA, 639 nt
Organism: Candidozyma duobushaemuli
Lineage: Eukaryota; Fungi; Ascomycota; Pichiomycetes; Serinales; Metschnikowiaceae
Product: glutathione-disulfide reductase
Exons: 1
Coding region: 1-639 (212 amino acids)
Biological process (GO): cellular response to oxidative stress
Cellular component (GO): Golgi lumen; cis-Golgi network; fungal-type vacuole
Molecular function (GO): glutathione disulfide oxidoreductase activity
Source: RefSeq, a predicted model, not a curated record